GUGCAGUUUGAUAGAGAAAGCAGUGUGUGGAAUGGAAUGUUACCAGAAAAAGUGAGUGACGCUGACACUGAGACAGGGAGGAAGGUUUUGCAUGGCGUUGACUCCUUCACAGCAAGGCUAUUGGUUGUUAACACGGUAACGUUAAUAUGUGUAUGGAGAAUACAUAUCGUAACAUAAAGUCAUAAAGAAGAAACAAUACAGGACAGACUUACUCUUACUAUUUACGAGAUACUCGGAGUGGAAUAGUCGUGCUGCUUUCUUUCCACGAGCGUCCCCUGUCCAGGCUGAGAAUGAUAUGAGCCCUGUACAGAAGACAAGCCCCUUCUUACCGUUCCACGAGUACUCUGCUGUGGGGCUAUUGAACUGCCGGGAUACGUACUGUGAUGAUGAAAUGAAAUGAGGCUCAGAAGUGGAACUGUGGCCACAGCGUUAAUCUUCAUAACCUCUUUUAUGAGCCUGUCCUGGUAUACAACAUGGCAAAACGGAAAAGAAAAGCUUAUCGCCUAUCAGCGAGAGUUCCAUGCCUUAAAAGAGCGCCUCCGUGUGGCGGAACAUCGCACCCUGCAGCGCUCGUCUGAGCUCAAUUCUAUCCUGGAGCAGUUUAGACGGGCCAUUGCAGAAACCAACAGGAGCAAAGAUGCACUUGGACAUUUUUCAGAUGAAACUGGGAAGCUAUUGAAGGAACUGGAACACAGAAAACCACUGCAGGUGCCAAAUAUCUACUACCACUUGCCUCACUUAUUGAACAAUGAAGGAAGCCUUCAGCCUGCUGUGCAGGUUGGUCUCGGCAGAACAAAAGUGUCUAUUGUAAUGGGAAUACCAACAGUGAAGAGGAAAGUCAAGUCGUAUCUCGCAGAGACCCUUCAUUCGUUAAUAAACAAGCUAUCUCCUGAAGAGAAAUUGGAUUGUGCUAUUAUAGUCUUUGUAGGAGAGACAGAUAUUGAUUAUGUGCAUAGCGUUGUGGAGAGCCUGGAAAAAGAGUUUUCUACAGAAAUCAAUUCAGGCCUUUUGGAAGUGAUAUCUCCCCCUGCUAGUUACUAUCCUGACUUGACAAACUUGAAGGAGACCUUUGGUGACACAAAGGAAAGAGUCAAGUGGCGAACAAAACAGAAUUUGGAUUACAGUUUCCUUAUGAUGUACGCUCUAAAUAAGGGUACUUAUUAUGUCCAGCUUGAAGAUGACAUUGUUGUGAAACCAAACUACUUCACCACCAUGAAAAACUUUGCUCUUCAGCUGUCCUCGGAAGACUGGAUGAUUUUAGAGUUCUCACAGCUAGGAUUUAUUGGGAAGAUGUUUCGGGCUCCUGACUUGAACCUGAUUGUGGAGUUCAUAUUAAUGUUCUGUAAGGAGAAGCCCAUUGAUUGGCUGCUUGAUCAUAUCCUCUGGGUAAAAGUCUGCAAUCCAGAGAAGGAUGCGAAACAUUGCGAGCGACAGAAGUCCAGUCUGCGAGUUCGAUUCAGGCCUUCGCUGUUCCAGCACGUGGGGCUGCAUUCCUCUCUGGCUGGGAAGAUCCAAAAGCUCACUGACAAAGAUUUUCUGAAGCCGUUGCUUCAUAAGAUCCAUGUGAACCCACCAGCUGAGGUUUCAACCUCCCUCAAAAUGUACCAGGGACACACCUUGGAGAAAACCUACUUGGGUGAAGACUUCUUUUGGGCCAUCACUCCUACCGCUGGGGACUACAUCCUCUUAAAAUUCGACAAGCCAGUCAAUAUUGAAAGAUACCUAUUUCGUAGUGGUAACCCUGAACAUCCAGGAGACAAAUUACAGAAUACUACUGUUGAGGUUCUGCCUUUUUCGGAAACUGGAUUGAAAACCAAAGAUAAAUAUAAACGCACAGAUGAUGGCUUUUACAUAAUAGGAAAAUUUGAAAAUGGAGUGUCAGAGUCUGCAGUUGAUCCCAUCUUCAAUCCCAUUUCUGCACUGCGGCUUUCAGUCCUGCAGGACUCUGCAGUGUGGGCGAUACUCAGCGAGAUGCACGUUAAAAAAGCUCCAAGAUAGCCAGCAAUAGCAGAGAGAGCGUGACACCUUGAGAACAGAUGCACACAGGAUCUCAACACAAGGACCGCAGAGCUUGUAGAAAACAUGCCUGAUACUUUGAUUUGGAUGUGUUUGGAUACGUUCCAUGCUUUUCCUUCUACCUCUUGUGAAUACUACUGUAGAAAAUUAUUUAAAGUAGGCCCUGUUAGACAAGGAAAUAUUCCUUGAGUGCUUCAAAAAGCCCUAAAACAAACAAGAUCAAUACCAAGAAAUAUGAAUGGGACCCCUACAAUCCAUUUCAAGUAAUAAUGUAGAAAAGUGAGAGUUGUACAUUUUGUAAUUUGUAGAACGAUUGCAUUUUGUUUGCCAGUAUCUGUGUUGAAGCAGUAUUCCUAUUUAGAUUUAUAUUUUGUUUCUGUUAUGAAAAGUGAUGGUGAUUUAAUUUAUUUAGAAAAUUAGGUGCACGUAUAUUUUCUGAUUGGAUUAUUAAUCAGUAGAUGUUUGUUUGUAAAUACAUCUACAUUUGCUAUUUUAAUUAUUUCUUGUUGACUGAAACUCUGUACGUAUUAUUUCUCAAAUACCUUUUGAUGUAUGUACUUGUUCAUUUUGUAUAGUGUUUUUCAGUCUUUAAGAAGGCAUAUUUGAAAACGUGCCUUAAUUGUCGGGGUUCUUAAAUACAUUGAAGUUGCUGGCACAAAGUCAAAGACUUGUAAUUAAUAUACAUCUGCUUUGUUUGUCAAAACUGCAAGAAUAUUUGAUUUCAGCACAGUUGUGCUUGUAAUUUUUCAAAUUACAUAUAUUGCACUUGACUGUCCAAGUCAGAAAAACUGCUUGUUUGAUAAUGCCUGUUGCAUAGAAUAUUAGUAAUGUGUUUAUUCUUUUUCUUAAAAAAAAAAACCCAAACUUUUCAUUCUGUUUAAAGACCGGUCAUACAAUACUCCAUACUACUAGUCAUUCUUAUAAAUGAUAAAUGUCUAUUUGUGGCAUUAAUACUUUCUACACUCCGUGGGAACAAUUUGUUCCAAUGAGAUUCGGUUAUGCACACUUUUUCCCCAAAUACACUUUUUUUAUUGUCGUUCUCUAUUUCAAACCCUGGGAACAGUUUUUUAUGCUGCCCUUCAAAAUGUGUUCCUUUUUAUUUUGUCCAGAUGAAUAUAAAACAAUAGAAACAGUCUUGGGGUAAAUACCAGUUUACCUUAACUUCAAACUCUUAACCCACGCUGUCUGCUUUUAUAGUAAGGGUUACCAAAAAAGUGAAAUCCAUCUGAUAUUCUGGAAUUAUUUGUAAAACUAAAUUUACAGCUAUACUUUACAUACAUUUUUUUAAUAUAUUUUUUUGUUUACAUUUUACAUAAAUCAUGGUUUCAUGAAGAAUUGUUCACCGUACUAAUAUAUUGUGGUUUUGUAGGCAGAGAUUAUUUAUUUUAACAAUUGCUGCUACAAUGAAACCUUUAUGGGUCAUGUGCCUUUCAUCUAUAUGUUUCAUGUAUGUGGCAGAGAUUUAUAUGUGUACUAUUGAAAUAAAAUUGACCUUGAUAUAAAAAGUUAUUGCAAUGCUUGGUAUUUACUGUAUUCCUUCAAAUAUAAGAUGCAGACCAAAUUUCCCUCCCUCAAUUUGAUAAAUAAACAAAAAAAAAGU
Messenger RNA from Polyodon spathula (Mississippi paddlefish), 3616 nucleotides. Its product is annotated as alpha-1,3-mannosyl-glycoprotein 4-beta-N-acetylglucosaminyltransferase A-like. The record is from RefSeq and is a predicted model, not a curated record. Gene Ontology annotation, cellular component: Golgi stack; endoplasmic reticulum-Golgi intermediate compartment; endoplasmic reticulum. Lineage: Eukaryota; Metazoa; Chordata; Actinopteri; Acipenseriformes; Polyodontidae. Bases 397 to 1998 code for a protein of 533 amino acids. The transcript is spliced from 16 exons. Gene Ontology annotation, biological process: protein N-linked glycosylation. Gene Ontology annotation, molecular function: acetylglucosaminyltransferase activity.